AUGGAUCGUGCCGCGGGUUCUGUUGCAUAUCCCCCAUACUUCGAUGGCCACAAUUAUGGUGCUUGGAAGGCUAAGAUGAAGUCGUUUCUUUGGUCCUUAGAUGAACGUGUAUGGUAUACAGUAGUUCAUGGAUUUUCUGAACCCAAAAAGACGAUUGGAAAAGGAGAUAGAGAAACCACAGUUCUCAAAACUAGAGAGGAGUGGACCACUGCAGAAGCCACACAUAGCACUAAUAAUCAAAAGGGGUUAAAUGCUAUAUUUACUACUGUUUCUUCCGAUCAAUUUGAAUACAUCUCUAGUUGCGAUACUUCUAAGGAAGCUUGGGAUAUUUUGCAGGUCACUCAUAAAGGAACAUAUACUGUCAAGGGAGCCAAGCUUCAAAUGCACACUUUACAGUUUGAGACAAUCAUGAUGGAUGAGAAUGAAACCUUUUCUGAAUUUUAUGCUAAACUUUGUGUUAUUAUGAAUGCAUGUUCAAAUUUAGGUGAAAAAAUUCCAGAAGAUAGGGUGGUGAAAAAGAUUUUAAGGUCCUUGCCUCAACGUUUUUCACCAAAGAUCACAGCCAUUGAAGAGAUUCGUGACCUGAACACUCUGAAAGUUCGUGAACUCAUAGGGUCACUUCAAACCUACGAGAUGAAGCAUUUAGCUCCUAAAAAGAAUAAAAGCGUUGCUCUUAAAGUAGUUGAUAAAGAAGAUGGUGAACACCAAUUUGAAGAAUUCAAUGGGGAGGAAUUUGCUUAUCUGUCACGACAAUUUAAGAAAAUUUUCAAAUAUCAAAAUUCCACAAAUCACGACUCAAGAAAUCACUCAGGUAUAAAUUCAAAAAUUAAGCAUGGUGAUUAUACUGAUGGUAAUUUUAAAUCUCGCAGGUUUACUGAGAAGAAAACCACUAAAGAGAGAGUCAAGUGCUAUGAAUACGAAGGAUACGGGCAUAUUUCCUCAGAAUGUGCUAACACACAAAAGAAACAAAAUGGAAAAGCCAAAGCACUGAAUGUAACCUGGAGUGACAGUGAUUCAGAAUCAGAAAGUGAAGAAAAUACCAUUGCAUUAAUCACCACUGUCAGUUUGGAUAAGGCACAAGAAAACAAUGGGAAUGAUGAACCAAACAUUGAUUAUGUGCUGGAAAAGUAUGACGAUCUUUUGGCUGCGUCUCAGAAACUCCACAAACGCAACAGAGAGCUUGUCAAAAGAGUUGCUGUGCUGGAACUUGAAAACAGCAGGACUGCCAGGACAUUGCAAUCCUCUGCUGCUGAACCAGAAACAAUGGGUGAAGGUAUGUGCGAAAAAUUGGAAAUAUUACAGAAAAAAUGCAUUGAUCAAAAUAAAUUAAUUGAUUCUUUGACCUCUGACAAUCAAGCCCUUGAAAUUGAGCUUAAAAGUUCAAAGGAAAGGAUUAUUGCUUUGACAAUUGGUGCAGAAAAAAUUGACAGAAUGAUUAGCAUUGGUCGAAGAGAUGGAGACAAACGUGGCUUAGGUUUUGAUUCAAUCAACAAGUCUUCUGCUGUAUCCGUCACGAAGUUUGUCAAACCAUCACUUUCUACUGGUAUUCCAACUUCUCAAACAACUCAGAGAUUCAUACCCACGUGUCACUUUUGUGGAGCUCUUGGACAUAUCCGACCAAAAUGCAAACUGCUCCAACAAAUUUCAGUAAGUGAAAAAUCCACCAAGGAGGGACAGGUAAGAAGUCAAUACGAGAUUGCAUAUCUUGUAAAAGAGGUGAGGACAAGUGAGGAUCAUCUUGAUUUAUGGCAUCAACGUUUGGGACAUAUGAACUAUCAAGACUUAAUCAAAUUGUCUAAAUGUGAAUCUGUAAGAGGUUUGCCUAAUCUUUCAGGUAGACGUGAGGGUGUUUGUGAAGGGUGCCAACUGGGGAAGGAAACCAAAAACCCUCACAAAACUACAAACUCAAUCUCUACUUCUAAAACUUUGGAACUGAUGCAUAUGGAUUUAGUUGGUCCAAUUCAGGUUGCUAGCUUGGGAGGAAAGAAAUACAUUCUUGUCUUAGUGGAUGAUUUCUCACGUUUUACUUGGGUCAUAUUUUUGCAAGAUAAGACAGAAGCCUUUAAUUCUUUUCAUGUCUUGUACAAACUAAUCAUGAAUGAAAAACAUGAGACUAAUUCGUGCAUCAUAAGACUUAGGACAGAUCAUGGAACGGAAUUUGAAAAUCAAGCUUUCUCUAAUUUUUGUUCUGAAAAAGGAAUAAAACAUGAAUUUUCUGCUCCAAUCACUCCCCAACAAAAUGGGGUAGUUGAAAGGAAAAAUAGAGUCCUUCUCGACAUGGCUCGUGUCAUGUUAAAAAGUGCCAAAUUGGCAGAUCUUUUUUGGGCUGAAGCCAUUAGUACUGCAUGCUAUACAUCUAAUCGUGCAUUUUUCAGGCCACAUACAAAGAGUACUCCGUAUGAAAUUUGGAAAGGGAAGAAACCAAAUGUCAAGCACUUAAGGACUUUUGGUAGCAAAUGCUACAUCUACAAAGACAGGGAGUAUCUUGGAAAAUUUGAUGCAAGAAGUGAUGUUGGAAUUUUUCUUGGUUACUCUAUGAAUAGUCGAGCAUAUAGGGCGUUUAAUAGUCGUACUAAAACAAUAAUGGAAUCAUCUAAUGUGGUUGUAAAUGACACCUCUAUAUUGCAGGUUGAAACAAGUCAUGAAGAUACAGAUCUGGAAACUCACGAAUUUGCUGAUAUUACUGAAACUGAUUUCGAGGAUUGUAACCAGCCUUUCAAUCCUGUGAUACGUAGACCUGGUGCUAAACAAGUUCAGAAAGAUCACUCACCCUCUGAUAUUAUAGGGAAUGUUCAUGACAAAUUGAGAACUUGA
Messenger RNA from Prunus avium (sweet cherry), 2814 nucleotides. RefSeq lists its product as uncharacterized. Gene Ontology annotation, biological process: DNA integration. The record is from RefSeq and is a predicted model, not a curated record. NCBI's taxonomy places the organism in Eukaryota, Viridiplantae, Streptophyta, Magnoliopsida, Rosales, Rosaceae. Gene Ontology annotation, molecular function: nucleic acid binding.